AUGCCCAGCAACCUUACCAAUGAAUCAAGGAGUGACUUUGAUCACUCCAGGCAUGACAAGUACUCUACUACGGCAGUUGAAAAUAGCAAGAGCUCUCAGAAUGGACCUUCACUCAACCAGCCAAUGUGUGCUUCUGGUGAUUCAGGUGAAAAUGCUUCUUCGUCGCAUCCAUUUCCAGGUUUUUCUCUCCUGCAGUAUAUGAGCGAAGACAUCACUGCCCCUGGUAUCAAAGACCCAUUUAGGGGGCGAUCGUCAGUUGAUACUUCACAACAUCUCCUGAAUCAUGAGCUUUUCAUGCUUGAGAGUGCCAUUGCCAUUACCAGUCCCAGCACUCCCGAUGGAAAUUGUUCCACCGACUUGUUCAACGUCAUUUCGAAUACCCUUGACACGCCUUUCCCUGCUCACGCCUUUGAGCCAACUCCGAUUGGCCCAUUUGUCAGGAUAUCAAGCCCCGUCCAAUCAUCGGACGAGACGAGAUUUGAAGUUAUCGGUUCGGCUAUUCCAGCUCUCAUUUCCGAUUGUUCACUAGAUGGAAGCCAAGGCCAUCGAGAAAUCAGUGUGUCUUCGCCAACACCAUCUUUGCCCACCUCACACGGAAGUCUAGAAGAGAGCACCCGUUCCGGCUCAUCAAUGACUGACUACAAGCGCAACUUUCACUUCAUGGACGCCAAUGUCAAUGAAUCUCCCAAGAAAAGAUCAAAACGCAACCCUUCAAAGGACAAGGCUCCAUUGUACCGUCCUUACCAAGAGGUGCAAUGGGCAGAAAAGUUCCAAGAGCUCUUGAAUUUCAAAGCACAAAAUGGGCACUGUCUCGUCCAACACACCUCCCAAGGGGGCCAAGAAUGCGACUCCGGCUUGUCUCGAUGGGUGAAAAGACAGCGCUAUCAGUACAAAUUGAAACAGGAAAAGAAACCUUCGGCCCUUUCAGAUGAACGUGUGCAACAGCUAGAGGAGGUGGGUUUCGUCUGGUAUUCCCACGCCGUGAUUUGGGAAGAGCGUCGACUGGAGCUCGAGCAGUACAGACUGCAGCAUGGUCAUUGCAAUGUUCCUUCCCAGUAUCCCGAGAAACCAAAACUAGCCUCUUGGGUAAAGUGUCAACGUCGGCAGUACCAAAGAUUUUGCAAGGGGGCGCGAUCAUCAAUGACCGCAGAGCGAUUUGGGAAGCUGGAUAAGAUGGGGUUUACUUGGCAGGUACGAGGAAAGAAAAACUCUGAUUCUCUUGAGUUUUAA
Messenger RNA from Cylindrotheca closterium, 1230 nucleotides. The record is from the annotation of a GenBank genome assembly. Lineage: Eukaryota; Bacillariophyta; Bacillariophyceae; Bacillariales; Bacillariaceae.